AUGGAAUACGGAAAGGAAGUAACGUUUCCUGCGGUCACUAUUUGUAACCUCAACCCGAUACGUGUGUCCAAGGUAAUAGACGCUCUGAACGACGAGAUUUACGCCAGUCGCAUGGAUCCCCUAUUUUCAAGCAAGUGGCCUAUCAGACUUAUGCCAGCGGCCGUGAACGAACUGCAUACCCAGAAAAGACCGCCGGCCGCUGCACCACCCAAAUCGGCAGAUUCUUCUCUAGGUCCUAAACCGUCCGUUGCUCCAAAUAGUCCGUCUGGAAAUGGUCCAUCGCCCCUAGGUAAUGCAGAUGGUAUGAGUAACCAAGGUCCUGGGCCAGGAGCAACUGGAUCCCCGUCGGGUUCGCAGCAAGUGCGUGACAAAAGAGGCGCCAACUCUUCCUCUAACUCGAACUUUACCGACAUAGAGAGUUUCUGGCAGCAUAAAAUAGAAUCGGCACAGUUUUAUGACGGACAAGCACCCAAAGUAAAAACUACCGAGAUAUUCCAACAGAUUUACGCAAAUAUGUCUGAUGAUCUCAAAACGUUCCUUGGCCAUAAAAUGGACGAAAUGUUGUACGAAUGUUCCUUUAAUGGAAAGGAGUGUUCACCCAGAAACUUCACCAGAUUCUUCAACUACAAGUAUGGUAGUUGCUAUACAUUCAAUUCAGGUCUACCGAAACAUCCUUUACAGACGUCAUUUAGACCAGGACCGCUGUCUGGCCUAUCUUUAGCCGUGGAUAUCCAGCAGGACGAGUACGUUGGCGGGUUGACACACGAGGCAGGCCUGCGGGUACUGAUCCACAGCCAGUCUGUCGUACCUUUCCCAGAAGACGAGGGGUUCACCGUCUCGCCAGGCUUCGCCACAUCAGCUGGCAUGCGUUUGGUGAACAUCACAAGGUUGGAGCACCCGUAUAAAAGCAACUGUACACGAGGCCUGCGAACUCGAUAUAGCACCACUGAUAAAAUGCAUCACAGAUAUUCUAGAGAUCAGAUGACGACAAUCUAUGCAGAGAGGGGCACUGACAUGGCCAGUAUGGACUCUUCCUAUGUGCAGAAAAACUUGUUGCGCUUGGACGUUUUCUUCCAACAACUCAACUAUGAAAACGUGGAGGAAAUCGAAGCUCAGGGAGCGUCCUAUUUGGUGAGCAGUAUCGGUGGCCUUGCAGGGUUUUACAUUGGAGUUUCCGUGUGCACGGUGUGCGAGUUUGUUCAGUUGAUUUGCACUCUCGUCGCAGUGCCGUCCGCAGAACCAAGACAUCUGUCACACAGAGCAGACUACCAAACCAGAACGCAAGCGUCGCGCGACCAUCCCCAUCUCUGUCAUUGUUAAUGCACGUACCG
Lingula anatina is the source of this 1331-nucleotide messenger RNA. RefSeq names its product acid-sensing ion channel 1C. Gene Ontology annotation, biological process: sodium ion transmembrane transport. Gene Ontology annotation, cellular component: plasma membrane. Gene Ontology annotation, molecular function: ligand-gated sodium channel activity. NCBI's taxonomy places the organism in Eukaryota, Metazoa, Brachiopoda, Lingulata, Lingulida, Lingulidae. The record is from RefSeq and is a predicted model, not a curated record.